GAGGCUGUGGAUACCGCCAGCGGGUGGGGGCCUGGGAGGCCACGGGGCAGUUCUGCGGCGGCGGCGGCCCAGCUCAGGUGGCCCGCGCACGGGCGACCGCAUUGCGGAGCCACCCCGCGAGCGCAAGUGUCGCUGCGCCAGCGCGCACAGGGCCGCGCGCACAGGGCCCCGCACACCCGACCUCCGCACCUGCCGCGGGUCCAAAAGGGAUCCUGCAAAAAUGAGCCAUUCUCACCCGGCUGGAUUGCUUGCAGCAUAUAAUAGUCUUACCGAUAAACACCUGACUGGAUAUUUUAAUAACACAAGGAUAAGGCGGCAUCUCUUAAGAUCAGGGCUGAUCACAAGAAGUGGAAGAAUACUUUCUGAAAAAGAAUACAAGCUAAAUAUCAUGAAGAGGGAUCACCAAAAAUAUAUCCGGGAGUGCCUAGCUCAGGCUAUUUUCCAUAAGGUUCUUGAUAUGGAGCGGUAUCAUCAACUUGAAAUAAAAAAAAAACUGGAGAUGUUAGCUAGGAAGGAGCGAAUUCAGAGAUUUAAGGGAGAACCCACAAGAUGGUCUGUAGAAAAUAACAUGCCAAUCCUGUCUCCCCAUCCCCCAGUUGGCCCAAAGACUAACCGUGGCCAUAGUGUCCUGGUUGAUGAAGGACAUUCCAGUCCAGUAACACUGACAGCCCCUCGACCAUACACUGCCCCAGGAUAUAUGCAGCCUCCAAUUCGAUUAAAGCCUCUUCCCAGUAAUCCUGCGGUAGGAACUGUUCCAAAGAUAACUUCGGGGUCCAGAUCGAAAACCUCAUUGCUGGAAAAUGAAGCUCCAUUUCCCAUUGGGGGCAAGAAGGCAGUGAUGAAGUUCAAGAACUCCCUGGACAAUUCACAAGGAGUGAAUCGCUAUCAACUUCCAAACAUUAACAAUUACACAAUGCCUAUUCCUCCUGCACCUCCUCCCCCCAGUGGAAGAAUCAUAAGGGAAAAUAGACUUGAGUCAUGGAGAAGGAGAAGAUUUCGUCCAACCACUGCUCCAGAUGGCUUAGAUCCUCUCUUUACCAGGGAUUCAAGAAAGAUUCAUAAAACACCACCACACAGUAAUGCAGCUAUUACAAUGAUCUAUUUGGGGAAAACUGUGCACCUGUCUCAUGAUCACCCAGACUUUCGGGAUGAAAUAAAAGUUUAUCAACAGCAUUGUGGUGGGGAAAACCUUUGUGUCUACAAAGGCAAACUACUUGAAAAAGAGACCUUUCAGUUUGUUUCCAAAAGGCACCAUGGUUUCCCCUUCAGUCUCACCUUUUUCCUGAAUGGGAUGCAGGUGAACAGGUUAAGCUCCUGCUGUGAAUAUAAGCAUCGGAAAGGUUCCAGACUUGGAGGCAAACGAGGCUACUUCGGGUUUGUGUGCGUGCAGAGAUCAUCUCCUUGUUACAAGUGCAUUAUUGCAAUGGGCCUUGACAAAAAUCCAACUUCACCAAAGCCUAAGAAAGAAAAGAGUAUGGAGAAGAGAGAAGAACUGAAGAAGGGUGAGGGGAAACUGAGGAAGGAUGGAGGGUACAUGAUACCGAGAAGGAGUGAGAUGGAGGGGAACAAAACCGCUUCAGUCAUUUUUUCAGCUCAAGAAGAAAAAUCAGGGAUCGUAGAAGUGAGAACAGCUGUGGAAGAAAUGGAACUUAAAGGAAAACCAGGACAAGAUGUUUGGGAAGGUGCCCAGGAAAAUAUAUUUAAAUACGAAUAUGAAGAAGAUUUUGAAGUAGAUGAGGAGAAACAAGAUGAGAAAGCUAAUGAAGAAGGACAGGCUGAUGAUCAAAUGAAUGAGAUGUCAAAGUCACCCUCAGAUGAUGAAAAAGAUCAUUUAGACCCUGAAAAGGAGAGUGAAACCUCGUCGCAGAGGGCAGCAGAUGCUGAUGACAAUAUGAAGGAUGAAGGGGAUGGAUGCUGUGACAGUGAGCUAGAGGAGGAUAAACAAGAUAUAAAGACUGUUUCAUCAUCUUCAUCCAGAAGUCGUCCAUGUUCUAGUUGCAGUGAAGAUGAGUCUGCAUCGGGAGAUAGAGGGGCCCACACUGAAAACAGCCUGAACAGAAGGGCCAGAAGUUCAUCUUCUCAGGAGUCGAGUGAAAGUGAUGAGCCAGGAAAAUCCCACCUUCCAAUUGAGGAUUACUUAGAAGUUGAAAUUGAAGACCAAGAAAUCAUAACAGCAGAUGUAGAGACCAAGCCUCUGCCCAUAGAGGAACGCUUGGAGAAUGUUCUUGAAGAAGAAACGGAGAAAGGAACCCAAGUGAUUGCAGCGGGCUUAUCUGAGAAGUCCAGGGAACGUGUUUCCACAGAAGAAAAAGAAAAGGAUAAGAGUAGGCUUUGGGAAGGAAGCACUGCUAAGGUGAAGGACAAAAAGGCAGGUCCCCGUAGGGUGGAAAAAGAUGGGAAGAAUUCAUUGCUAUCAGCAUAUGACCUGGCUCUUGGAGCACCACACAGGAAUUUCGAGGAACGAGCAACACUCAGCUCAGACACGGAAUCCAAGCAAGGUGCAUCGGAAGUGUACACACUGGAGAAGAAAGAAGCAGUGGAGGGGGAUGGACUUCCCCAGCACAGGGAUGCUGACACAACCAAAGAGAAAGGGGGUGCAGCCCAGUGGGGAAAAGCAGGGGUUAAUGAUGUUCCCUUGGGGGAGGGGAAGUCAACAGCCCCAGCUUUAAUAGGACAAUUUACUGAGGAAAGAGAGAUCCCUCGGGGCAUAGCAAGUGGGGCAGAGGCAGAAGCAGGAGGGGAUCCAAGGCUGGAUAAAGAGGAGUUAAGCCCCAGGGGAAAAGAAGCCACCGGAGCCUCUGGAGGUCUGAAAGGAGACGAGGCUCCUGAAGAGGCGGCCUUGCUGCCCACAGUGCUGGAGACUGAGAAGGCGGCUGCCGAGGAGGAGCGGGGCUCCCAGAAGGCAGUGCUUGCACGUGAGGCAGCAGCUCUAGACUCAGAGCGUAUUCAGGAGGCAGCAGCCAGGAGGGAGGCAGUGACACUAGAGGAGAGAGAGGCAGAGAGAGGCGAGGCCGUGGGUGCUGCAGGGUCUGAAAAGCCUGAGGUGAACAGUGAAGGGCAAGCAUCUACAGACCUGGAGGACCUGGGAGCCGCGGGAGAUGCUGCCUCUGAGAGAGAAGCUGGUUCAGAAGAGGCAGUGCUCGGGGGAGAGGAACCGGCCGAAGACAGGAAGGCAGCUGUGGGACCGCGGACACCCUUGAGCUCCUCAACUUGGGAGAAGGCUGAGGCAGCCCCGACGGGGCUUUCGGAGGACAGCCUGGAAGAGCUUUGUAAGGAAGAUGCUGAAAGGGAGGAGGUUGGGACUGAGGCAGAAUCUAAUAAAGAAGAUGACAAGAAAGAAAUGCUACCCGAGGAAUUAGGUGUAGCAAGAGAGAGGACGAAAGCUGAGAGGCCAGAAUCACCUCCGGAGGACACUGAAUCUGAGAGGGGAGAGGUGACCAGGGCAAAUGCACGGCUGGGUGAAGACAUUUUAGAAGAAGAGCACAAGUUUAAAGGGGAAGAGCAGGAAACCGCGAAGGAAGUGAGACCUGAGGAAGAGACACAAGUCUCCCAAAAUGAAAUGGAGUGUGAUGCCGAGGGUGAAGCAGCCAUGGGGCCGUUGGAGUUGACUGACGACGCAGGGCCGCAAGGGGGAGAUUCACUGAGAGAGAGGGGGGAAGCCAUGUUUGAAGCGUCACCUGGGUAUGAAGAGUCACUGGAAAACACAACUGCUCUGAAGAAACAGGAAGGAGGGGAAAGCCUGAGAGAAGCCUGGGACCCAGAGCACAAAGGCAGAGCCGAGCUGCUCCCCAGGGAGAACGGGGCUCCGUCGGGGCCGGACCAGGGGCCGGGCCCUGAGGGGGAGAGUGUGUCAGGAGCUCCUGAAACGGAGCUAGCAGGAAAGGGGCGGGCACCGGAAGCGAAGAUCGCAGCCGCAGGUGGGGCCCGGGAGUGCGCGGCCGAAGAUCAAGAUGGCCUCGCCGGACUGGAAGGAGGGGAUGGGGAAGGGCCUUUGCAAAGGCAGCAAGGAGCGGAGGUCACAGCGGUGACCCAAGAAGAUGUUUCUGAGGAAGGUUCCGCGAUGGCAGAGAAGCUGAGUGAAGAAGCUGGGGAUGCGGAGGCAGAUAAAGAGUGCGCUCCGGGGACAGGAGUGAGGAGGGACGGGGACACGCAGGGGGACGGGAGCUUGCAAGGAGGCGCGGUGGUGGCGGAGGGAGAUCUCCACCAAGGAGAAGAAGCGGCAGGAGCGGCCGCAGAGAAGAGGGAGGUGUUGGCAGAUUUGAAGACAGCUGAGGGGAAAACAGGGGCAAAUAAAGCCUCCUCCCUGCCAGAUGUUGCUGGCAAGGAAACUUGGCACAAAGUGGAGAAGUUACUAGGGAAACCGGCAGCUGCCGAGAAGGUGGUGGCAGGGGAAAGAGCGCCGAGCAGGGAGGAGGUGCCGGCGGUGGAGGAGGUGCCGGCGGUGGAGGAGGUGCCGGCGGUGGAGGAGGUGCCGGGGACUUGGGCACCGGAGGCUGAGGUGGGGGCUCCACGAGAACCUUCAGGCCCGGGAGGCCAGGCCCCUCAGCUAGGGCAGGAUCCAGAGGGCGGGGGAACUGAAACCGCGCCGCGGGCAGAGGCCGUGGGAGAGGAGCUCGGCCCGGGGAGCGGAGACGAAGGGCGGGAGUUGGAUGCGGGCGAAGAAUUCAGCCCAGGAGUGUCCCGAGGGAGAAAGUCGGAGCCUAGGGGAGAGAGUCUCCAGGGCGUGCAAACGCUCCCUGUAAAACCUGAUUACACGGAAAGCCAAGAGAGGCGAGAGCUUACAGUGCAAAGAGAAAAAGAGCAGGUGCAAACGCAGAUGUCUCCUUGA
Messenger RNA from Odobenus rosmarus divergens (Pacific walrus), 4828 nucleotides. RefSeq names its product chromosome unknown open reading frame, human C1orf173 (gene ERICH3). NCBI's taxonomy places the organism in Eukaryota, Metazoa, Chordata, Mammalia, Carnivora, Odobenidae. The transcript is spliced from 15 exons. The coding region runs from base 221 to 4828 and encodes 1535 amino acids. The record is from RefSeq and is a predicted model, not a curated record.